CUCAGAGAAUACAAGAAUGGCGCACGCGACUCUCUCUCAUUCCUCCAGAUUCUCUCGUCUCCUAUCAACCUCUAGAUUCCUCAGAAAACCGAGCCCCCUUUUCGCCGGAGAAGGGUUCCGAUGCUGUUGCUCCGCGGCCACCGACGACACUUCUCCUUCUCCUAGGAAACGUGUAGUGUCUGGAGUCCAACCUACAGGAUCAAUUCACCUUGGAAACUAUCUCGGUGCAAUCAAAAAUUGGGUCACUCUUCAGGAUACAUACGAGAACUUCUUUAUUAUAGUAGACCUUCAUGCGACAACAGUACCAUAUGACACACGACAACUAGGAAAGGCAACUAGGGAUACCGCAGCGCUUUAUCUAGCGUGUGGUGUAGACAUUUCUAAGGCUUCGGUAUUUGUGCAAUCUCAUGUCUGCGCUCAUGUGGAGUUAAAGUGUCUUUUGAGUUCAUCAACACCUAUCGGUUGGCUACAGAAAAUGACUCAAUUCAAAGAGAAAUCACGUAAGGAGGGGGGUGAGAAUGCUUCUGUCUUUUUGCUAACUUAUCCAGUUCUGAUGGCUGCUGAUAUCCUCUUGUAUCAGACUGAUUUUGUCCCCGUUGGUGAGGACCAGAAGCAGCACCUAGAAUUCGCCCGCAGCCUGGCACAGCGUGUGAAUCAUUUAUAUGGUGGAAGGAAGUGGAAGAAGCUUGGAGGACGUGGUGGUUCGCUCUUUAAGAUACCAGAACCACUCAUACCACAAGUUGGAGCCCGAGUUAUGUCUCUUACUGAUGGUCUUUCCAAGAUGUCCAAGUCUGCACCUUCUGAUCAGUCGCGGAUCAAUCUACUUGACUCAAAAGAUUUGAUUGCGGAUAAGAUAAAACGGUGCAAGACAGACUCAUUUGCAGGCCUUGAAUUUGACAAUGAUGAGAGACCUGAAUGCAACAAUCUCCUCUCUAUAUAUCAGAUUGUUUUAGGCAAGACAAAAGAGGAAGUGAUGGAGGAAUGCAAAGAUAUGAGCUGGGGUUCAUUUAAGCCUCUCCUUGCAGAUGCUUUGAUCGAACAUCUGAAUCCAAUCCAGGUCCGUUAUCACGAGAUAAUAGCGGAAACUGGAUAUUUGGAUAAAAUAUUGUCAGAUGGUGCAGACAGAGCCAUAGAUAUAGCGGAUGCCACAGUUCACAAUUUGCGGCAAGCUAUGGGAUUCUAUAUGAGGAAUAGUGCAAACUGAUGUGUGGUCGGUUUUUUUUUUUGGAGUUAGAUGGAUAGAGUAGAGUAACAUUCUUGAUUCAGUAGAAUUACAUUGUUGAUUCAGAGUAGAGUUACAUUCUUGAUUCUUAAU
Eutrema salsugineum is the source of this 1315-nucleotide messenger RNA. Its product is annotated as tryptophan--tRNA ligase, chloroplastic/mitochondrial. Bases 17 to 1204 code for a protein of 395 amino acids. Gene Ontology annotation, cellular component: mitochondrion; chloroplast. The record is from RefSeq and is a predicted model, not a curated record. Gene Ontology annotation, biological process: tryptophanyl-tRNA aminoacylation. Gene Ontology annotation, molecular function: tryptophan-tRNA ligase activity; ATP binding. Lineage: Eukaryota; Viridiplantae; Streptophyta; Magnoliopsida; Brassicales; Brassicaceae. The transcript is spliced from 15 exons.